AUGAACCUCACGCUCGAAGCCCCUGUAAAACGCGUUCGACGAGUAGCUGUAAUCCAUGACCCCAUCUUAAACGUGAUUAGUGACUGUUCGGCUGGAACUUACUCAAUCAUCUGGGAUAUUUCUUUCUUACCUCAAGUGUGGCUGAACUGGAACCGAAAGAGCGUGGUGGGUUUCAGCUUGGACAAUGUGACUCUUAACAUUCUGGCCUACAUGUGUUACUCGCUCUUCAACGUUGCAUUCUACGCCGUGCCUUAUAUACAGAACCAAUUCCACGCCAGGUACCCGAGGCAAGUGAACCACGUACGACCCAACGACGUUUUCUUUGCCACCUACGCCCUCUUCAUCGAAAUCGUCCUGGGUAUUCAGUGCUUGAUCUAUUACAGAGAACCCGGCCAGGUGGUCUCGAAAACAUGUUGGAUCCUUGUAGCGGGGUCUCUCCUCUCCAUAGCGGCCGCCUGUGUUCUCGCUGUGGAAAACGUUAUAUGGUGGCUUGACGUGUUUUACCUCAUGUCUUACCUGAAGCUGGGCAUCACGCCGCUAAAGUACAUUCCUCAGCUGUAUGUGAAUUACCGCCACAAGAGCACCGCUGGCUUCAGCAUGGUUGGGCUGCUGAUGGAUUUCACGGGCGGCGUCUUGUCCUUAAGUCAGAUGUUUAUGCUGUCGGCUAACAAUGGUAAGCUCCAGCUCAUCAUAUCGAUUGGUUAUGCACACGUAGACGCACAUGCACACAAACACAUGCCAUCUUUUUCAUUGAUUGUGCACACGUCCACACUACAUUCUGAACUUACUCGUAAGCACGGUCAUAUGCCUGUAAAACUACCUGUACAAAUAUUAGUUUAA
Molecule: messenger RNA, 840 nt
Organism: Penaeus monodon (black tiger shrimp)
Lineage: Eukaryota; Metazoa; Arthropoda; Malacostraca; Decapoda; Penaeidae
Product: cystinosin-like
Exons: 7
Coding region: 1-840 (279 amino acids)
Biological process (GO): L-cystine transport
Cellular component (GO): vacuolar membrane
Molecular function (GO): L-cystine transmembrane transporter activity
Source: RefSeq, a predicted model, not a curated record